AUGGAGUUGACCUGCAAGCAUUGUUUAUAUUGUACUUCUUCAGGAAAAGAAUUAUUCAAUCAUGUUUUACUCCAUCACAAUGUUAAACGGGUGCCCAGUGUAAAUUGUGGUUUUCAAGACUGCCCAGUAACUUUUUCCACUUUGAACAGAUUAGAAACUCAUAUUUCACAAGUUCACAAUAAAGAAUCUAUGAAUAUUGAUACCGACGAAGAUGAAGAUAAUAACCAGAGUAGUAAAAUGUUUCAAUGUACUCAUUACAAUUGUAAUUACUGUACCGAAAAUAAAUCCACACUUCGUUCCCAUGUUUUUCGAAACCACCGAAAAACUAAUUUAGAAAAAGUAAAUUCUUUUAAUGAUCAACCUUCGGUCCCUGUAUCUAGUACUGAAACUAUGAUUUUGGAUGAUGAUAAUGUAGACAUAAGUACAAUCAAAGAAGAAGAAUUACUUACAGCUUUUGCCCAUCUAUAUCUGGUUUUAUAUUCGAAGCAUAAUGUACCAAACUCAACGCUGCAGUUUAUAAUCGAAAAAUAUCGUGUUCUGAUUAAUGAGUCCAAUCAGCUGGUGGAAACAAAAAUGAUAAGUGCAUUUUAUGACAAGGGAUAUAAUAAGACAGACAUUGAACCUAUAGUAAAAAUGGUUAUGCAGCAACAUCCUUUAAUUGAAUUACACUGUUCAAAAGGAAAAAUGGGUUCAGAUUUUAAAAGGAAAAAAGAGUACACGCGUCUUUUUCCCUAUAUUAAACCUAUAGGAUACAAUCUGGGUUUAAAUGGGAGUAAUAAACCUUGUCAAUAUCAUUACAUACCCAUAAAAUCAUCGUUAGAAAAUUUAUUUAAAUUUGAUUCUGUGUUUGAGCAGUACACAAAUAGACAAAAUUAUUCACCUUCACUAAAUUUAAUUGAAGAUAUAUAUGAUGGAUCUCUUUUUCAAAAUCAUCCUAUAUUUACCAAAGAUCCAACAGCAAUACAACUUAUCCUUUACCAAGAUGAAAUUAAUUUAGCUAAUCCUUUGGGAUCUGCUAAAGGAAAAUUUAAACUCCAUAACUUCUACUAUACAAUUGCUAAUUUACAUCCUUGGUGUCGAACCAGUACUGACCACAUGCAGAUGGUUUUAUUAUGUAAAGAAGUUGAUGUUAGGUAUUUUGGUCUUAAUAAAGUGCUUGAACCAUUAAUUUCAGAGCUAAAAGAUUUGGAACAGACCGGAAUAUAUGUAAGAGGCCAACUUAUUAAAGUUAAUUUAAUUGUAAUACUAGGAGAUAAUUUGGGUAGUCAUGGUAUUGGAGGUUAUACUGAGAAUUUUAGUACCUCUAAAUACUUCUGUCGUUACUGUGAGGAAUCUAGAGACAAUUGGCUACUAGCAUAUAAAGAUAGCCAACAUGUUGAGCAUGAUGAUGUUGAUGGAAAUAACUCGGAGAAUUCUCACAAUCAACCUACACCACGCACACAAGCUCCUGGUCGUACACGAGAAUCCUAUGAUUUUUGUGUGACUCAAUUGGAUAUCAAUCCUAAUGGUUUUCGUGGUGUUGUGAGUAAUUCACGUUUCAAUGAAAUUAAUAAUUUUCAUGUCGUCAAUACAAUGCCUCCAUGUUUAGCUCAUGAUCUUUUUGAAGGAAUUGUACAAUACGAUUUAUAUUUAGCCUUGACAUACUUUGAAAAAGUAUAUAAACUAAAAAAAGAAAUCAUAAACCGCAAAAUAGAUAAUUUUGCAUUUUUAGUACUUGAAAAAUUAGAUAAACCAUCAAGAGUUCCUAUUAAAGGCUAUAAUAUAGGCGGACAUGCUGUUCAAAAUUGGGUAUUUUUAAGGUUUAUUCCCUUAAUUAUUGGUGAUAAAAUCAAUAGAAAAGAUGAUGUCUGGAAAAUGAUAACAAUACUUAUUCAAGUUGUAGGGAUAAUAUGUUCUCCAUCAAUAUGUAAUGAGCUAUUAUUUCAUUUAGACAGUCUAAUAAAAAAAUACCUUAGUAUUAGAGUAAAAUGUUUUGAAGUUACUCUUCGUCCAAAACAUCAUUACUUGGAACACUAUCCACAACUUAUACAAGUUUUUGGGCCACUUAUGGGCGUUAACACGUUGUCAUUUGAACACAAACAUGUGUUCUGUAAAAACUUUGUUCGGACAUCAAGAAAUUUUAAGAAUGUGACCAAAUCCAUCAGUACAAAGCAUCAAUACUACCAAAGUGCAUUGACAAAAAACGAAAUGUUUUACAACAGUCCGGUCAUACAGUCUGCUAAUACUCUCGAGGAAUUUACUUAUGACAAUAAUAUAAUGAAAUGCCUCGUAUCUAUAUUUUCUGUUGAUGAGUUAAAUUCGUUGCAUUUUGGAACAGAAGUUAUUUACCGUGGAACUCAAUAUUGUAAAGAUCAAUGCAUUGUUAUUGGCUCUAAGACAAAUUUAGAUAUUUGCAAACUUAAACUUUUUUGCAUUAAAAGUAAAAAAGUUUAUGCAAUAGGGAUUCAAUGUGAUGGCAUCCUUGACGAUGAUUUUCAAAUUUAUGUAUUAAGUGUUAGUGAUAACUAUAUUAUUAUUCCACUUUCAAAUCUAAAAGAUUACACAUCAUAUUCAAUAUACACACAUAAAGAUCGUCCUGUAAUAGUAUUAAAACAUAUAAUCAAUUUAUAA
Molecule: messenger RNA, 2610 nt
Organism: Macrosiphum euphorbiae (potato aphid)
Lineage: Eukaryota; Metazoa; Arthropoda; Insecta; Hemiptera; Aphididae
Source: the annotation of a GenBank genome assembly